AUGGACGACAAGUACACCUUCACCGGCUUCUGUGUCGACGGGCCGGACUCGUGGAGCAAAUUCCACAAGGCCGAGCUCAAGCCGAAGCCGUUUGGGGACCACGACAUUGACGUUCGAAUCGACGCAUGCGGCGUCUGCGGAUCCGAUGUUGACACUUUGACGGGAGGGUGGAGAAUAUAUCAGGGCUCUUUCUGCGUGGGACACGAGGUCGUCGGCAAGGCCGUCAAGGUCGGGCCACACGCCAAGGGCAUCAAGGAGGGUGACCGCGUGGGCGUCGGUGCUCAGAUCUAG
This is a messenger RNA of Hirsutella rhossiliensis, 291 nucleotides long. RefSeq names its product alcohol dehydrogenase groES-like domain-containing protein. Gene Ontology annotation, biological process: alcohol metabolic process. The transcript is spliced from 2 exons. The record is from RefSeq and is a predicted model, not a curated record. Gene Ontology annotation, molecular function: alcohol dehydrogenase (NADP+) activity; zinc ion binding. The coding region runs from base 1 to 291 and encodes 96 amino acids. NCBI's taxonomy places the organism in Eukaryota, Fungi, Ascomycota, Sordariomycetes, Hypocreales, Ophiocordycipitaceae.